AUGUCCGACGCAUCCGUCUCCACCGCCAAGACGAACACUCGCAACUUUGACCAGGUUGCCGUCGACGUACCUCAAAGCACGUCGACGACGUCUCCUCCGUCAAGGUGCAAGACCAUCGUCACUGCUACGCCCGGCGACGCAGCCGGAGUGCAAUCAAGCACGCUCGGCGCGUCCAUCUCCAUCAUCAAGACAGGUUUGUCGAGCACACAGAGCUUGUCAGCCAACGUACUCGACGAGACUGACCGGGACAAGUGCUCGACGACGGACAGUACAUCCAACCUGAAGGAUGUACUGACUUCGUCAGCAGCCUCCUCGCUCCACGUACACCACAAGGCUCGCACCCACGACAACGACGACGCGAUCGACGCGCUCAGAAGCUUGUCGACCAGCUCGUCGACAUCAAUGCCCGCAUGCGAGUCGACAACGUGCACGUUCGGCACCGUCAAUCAGGACGAGCAUGAAGACGCGAAGAAGUGCAGUACAUCCGGAUCAAUGGAUGUACUGGCUUCGUCACGCUCGAAAGCUCUGUCGAUGGUACUGCAGUCGGACAUUCCACCUGGUGCACGGACCAGCAAGGACUUGGUGUCCACUGCAGGCCGUGCCGAUGGUGAAGACACACGUCCACGCAGGCCCGACCCCGACGCGUCCGCAUUGAGUCGCUAUGCGUCGGGUACCCGCCGCACGUACGAGGACCCGACCUUGUGCGUGCGCGGUACGCCAACCUCCAUAUCGGAGACCAGGCCCUGCGAUGCGACCGGUGUGCAAUCAAGCACGACCAGCGCGUCUGCUUCCACCACCAAAGCCGGACACUGGUCGGGGGUAACCAGUUCGCUGCUGGCACCUCCUUCGCAGCCGGCUCUCCCUAUCCCGCAGCCGAAGUGCUACACGACGAGCCCGUUGCUCGUCGUGGGUACCUCACGCAGCAAUAGCGACCUGUCGGACGCACUCAAGAGCAUAUCCGACACGUCCAUCGCCAACGUCAUGCCCAGCGACGCGAUCGGCAUACGAUCCAACACGACCUCCAGCUCGGAGACCAUGCCCCGCGACGCGUCCAACUGGAUCGUCAAGACAUACUCGUCUUGUACGGCGAGCCCCUCGCUCACUGUACACGGCGAGCCCAACGCUUGCAAUGAUACCGCCAUCGACGUGCUCAGACGUACGUCGAUCGGCUCAUCCGCAUCGACGUCUGCCACCGCAUCGACAACGAAAGAGGCAAGCUCGUCGACGCCUAUCCUCAAUACAUCGCCGUCGCAUACGUCGAGCUCGUUGCUCAACGUGUCCGGCGCGAUGAGCACUCGCGAUCAGGCCGUAGUCGACGUGCUCAGAAGCUCGCCAACCACACCCAAUCCGACAAGGCGCAAGACCAGCCCGGUCAAGGCACCGUCAAGCGAUGCAGUCAGCGUGCGAUUGAGCACGACCGACUCGUCCACCAUCAAGACGUCGUCGCCGAGUAAAGCGAGCCCUUUGCUCGCUGCAUACGGCGAGACCAACACCGGUGGCAACGCCGCGAUCAACGUGCUCAAAAGCUCGUCGACCAGCUCAUCGACAUCGCAGGCUGCACCAGCGUCGACCGCCUCUACGUCAACGGGAUGCAAGGUUCCGGAUUCGACACUGACCGUGUCGUCCAGCCUCAAGCACUCGGUCAUGAUGGACGAGAGCCUGGCGAAGGGCAGUACAUCCCACUUGAAGGAUGUACUGACUUCGUCAGCAUCGUCAUCAAUGAGUACUGUGAAUCACGCGCAAGAUGUGCGGUCUCACUUGAGCUCAUACGAGCGGUACAGGCCCCCCGCACUACGUGAUCAAGCUCCGAUCCGUGCGCACAAAGAGUCGACCUCGGACGUGCGCGGUACAUCCCCCGUCAAGAUGCCGUCGUCGAGCACAGCGAGCUCGUCGACACCACUGCACACGUUAGCCUCGACAACACGCGAGGCUCGCGACAAGACCGCCCCGCGCGAGCACGACGGCGUGAAGGAACGCAGUACACCCAUUCUGUCGGAUGUACUGUCGUCCUCACGUCCGUCAGCUUCGUCGAAGACUAGGAAGCUGGGCAGAGCGUCAGACACCCAAACCAGCAAGUCGGUCAGCUUCUCGACGAACGAGAAGGCUGACAAGGUCAAUCCGGACGAGGACGAAGACGAGAAGGGCAGUACACCUGAGCCAGGUGUACUGACUUCUUCACGAUCCACGGCUCGUCCGACAUCGAGUACGAGUCGACGCGAUGGCGGAGACCUGCGCGGACGCAAGUCCAACCUCGACGCAUCUGUGUCGAGUCCCUACACGUCAGGUACCCGCCGCACGUACGAGGAACCGACCUCGCACGCGCGCACGACCUCGACCACCAAGACCGCCAAGCGGGUCGUCGAGCAAUCAACGAGGCACAGUAGGCCCGAGUCGCCGGACGUACUGACCUCAUCGUACUCGAUGGCCGAGCUGGAAUCAAGACGCCUGGCGCUCAUCGCCCGAUACUCGUCAGCUAGCAAGCGGGCGAGUACGAGUACAAGUACAGCACAGACUGAGUCACCACGUCCGUCAGACAUGGUGGCCACGUCUUCCCGUACGCACACGGACCAGACAUCGCGUCCGAGGAGGAACAAUAUGUCCACGACGGGCAUACCGACCUCGUCGCACUCGACAGCAAGGCCGGCGACGUCGACAGAACGCUCACGUCCGCUGACGGAACAUGAACAACCUUCCGCGCGACCAGGCUAUCGCCGUAUCCACGAGGAUUCAACCUCGCGUGUACGCGACAAGACUGUCGCCUUCACCGAUUACUGGGGAGGUUCAGUCCAAAGGGGGGAAGGGAGCGGCACGGCAAAUCGUGACCGCUUGACUCGGACGAAUACCAGUACAUCGAGUCGCGAUGUACUGGGGUCGGAACGAGUAGACGAGACACAUGUGGUCUGGACAUCGAGCGCGAGGCUUGAUGUACAGACCCAUGUACCUGCGACGACAUUCUCGAAGCCGAGCAUGUCGCGUGGUAUCUUCGACAUGAUUGGUACCAUUCCAACAGCGGGCGCGCGCUCCGAGUAUAUUGAUGAUACUCGGUGGCCGACUGCUGAGCACCUGCGAGCCGAGUGUUUCAGUUUCGUGACCGACCGGUUCGAACUCAAGCUGGCUCAGGCUGCGAAGGCCGAGCAAGCUGGGGACUGGAAGGCAUGGGCUGAACUCAAGGUCAGCGGCCUCGACUGGGGAGAUGUCCUCAAUGACAUGUCUCCGCGACCGGAGUCGUACACCCGAGCGGCUCAGAGAGCCCGCGAUCACUUCCAACGGGCUGUGGAAGUGCGGCCGAUAGACUACGAACUAUCGUGGUCCGAGCCUCGGUUGCUACGACCACUCCGUGAAUGGGUCUAUGCUCAGCUCUGGGAUCAAUCAGUGCCCUUCGUAGCUACUUACCAACCAGCAGUCGAUGUUACUGCUGGUAGGUCAGUAUUCUAUGGCAUGGGUGGUGGAUUUGUCCCGACUUCGACUUGGAGUCAAUCAGAUGGUGAUGAGUCUUACGAUUCCACCCCUGACAUACCAUCUGACCACGAUGAUGUUGAGUCCGAGCACUCUCAGGCUUCGGAACAUGAUGGUGGUCCAGGUGAUGACAAGGUCGACUCAGUAGUAGUCUCUGAUGACUAUUAUGAGUCAGACUCGUAUGACCAUAGCUCACCUAUGGCCUCGUCUGCAUCUGGUGCUUCUGCAUAUUCUGCCGAAGACUAUGAUGACUAUGAUGACGAGGAUGGUGACUAUGAUGAUGAUGAUGGUGGUGACUACUACUCAGAGUAG
Messenger RNA from Fomitopsis serialis, 3768 nucleotides. RefSeq lists its product as uncharacterized. The transcript has a single exon. The coding region runs from base 1 to 3768 and encodes 1255 amino acids. Lineage: Eukaryota; Fungi; Basidiomycota; Agaricomycetes; Polyporales; Fomitopsidaceae. The record is from RefSeq and is a predicted model, not a curated record.